GUUCGCCAGACCGUUUUUCAGCGUCAUCUCAAAGUAGUCUAAAAUGCUCACCUUGGUGCGAUUUUAACAAGGGAUUUUUUUACGAAUUUCGGGCGAAGGCGAUCGCCGUUGGACCAAGGCGAGCAAAAUGGGUCACCGACGGGGGUUUGAGGCGCACUUCAGCACACUUUUGUUCCUCCUUGUAAUAACUCCAACGUCGAUUUUGCAGCUCACGGAGUCAACCAGCACUCCAGAACCAACUACCACACUGGAACAAACCACUCUGGCACCCACCACCACCAUGGACUCGACUACAACUCCAGAGCCCACAAGCACUUUGGACCUGACCACCAAAGACUCGACUACCACCCCCGCUCCUCAAUACCUUUACAACCUCAGCGAAUCUCGACCUGGUCUUCGAUCCAAUUGUAAAGACAAGCUCCUCUCAGUACCAAGAUCUAGAAACACCUCCACGGAUAAAGCCUUCAUAAUUGCUGGUACAAAGCUUUGGAACACAAUACCAUCAAGCAUGAAAUCAAAGGAUUAUAUUAAUCAUGCAGGAAACACUUAA
Molecule: messenger RNA, 550 nt
Organism: Acanthaster planci (crown-of-thorns starfish)
Lineage: Eukaryota; Metazoa; Echinodermata; Asteroidea; Valvatida; Acanthasteridae
Biological process (GO): cell-matrix adhesion
Molecular function (GO): calcium ion binding
Source: RefSeq, a predicted model, not a curated record